Ictalurus punctatus (channel catfish) is the source of this 1964-nucleotide messenger RNA. RefSeq names its product Kruppel-like factor 17 (gene klf17). NCBI's taxonomy places the organism in Eukaryota, Metazoa, Chordata, Actinopteri, Siluriformes, Ictaluridae. Gene Ontology annotation, biological process: regulation of transcription by RNA polymerase II. The record is from RefSeq and is a predicted model, not a curated record. Gene Ontology annotation, molecular function: DNA-binding transcription factor activity, RNA polymerase II-specific; RNA polymerase II cis-regulatory region sequence-specific DNA binding. The transcript is spliced from 3 exons. Bases 120 to 1235 code for a protein of 371 amino acids.
UUUCAGGCGCGCACUGGCGGUGUAGUCGCGGCUUCAGCUCAGUGGUGUUUACUUACUCCUGCCCACUUUGCCCAGAUGAGAAAGUAAACUUGGUGAACUCUUUAGGUUGUUUGUAAAAGAUGGCUCUUGCGGACGCGCUUCUGCCGUCCAUUGCUGGCUUUUCCAGCUCUCAGGUUUUGGAUGAAAAACACGCGGAAAUCCUGCGUGAAUGGUCCUCUGGUCAAACCGAGAUCGGGACAAAACCCCGUGUCGAAGUUGAAUUCAGCAUCAUAGAGUCCACGCCGCUGACCAAGGACGAGGACGAGCUGUCCCGGUUUCUGGAUCUCGAGUUCAUUCUGUCUAACUCCAUGGCAUCACAAAAUCCCUCCGUUACCCCGGCGUAUCCGCUCCCGGAAUCACCGGAGAGCUGCAGCGCUGCGUACGACGGCGCCGAUUCUGCGCACGGCCUUGUAGCCGAGCUCCUAAACCCAGACAUCGGCUACCGACCCGACGCGACUCAAGACUACAACCAGAAAGGACAUUUUGAUACACCGGAAUACACGGAUUUGAGCAUGCUGGACACGAGAAGUCACGCGCACUUGCACCUUUCCACUGCACACGCGUCGGGUUACAAAAUAAAGACCGAGCGUCGCGAGCAGCCAUGCAUGAUGGCCAACGACUACAUGGGACAUUUGUAUGCACAGAAGGUUCACGGUGUUGCUCCCGUGCAGCCGUUCGUCCAGCAUGUGCACGACGCGUCCCGGGAUGUAACCGUGCACGUGGCGCAGCAGCAGCACUACUCGUACCCACCGCAGUAUCACGGCGCGCAGCACUAUCACGGACAGUACGCCGUUUUCACGGAUCCCAUGCGGGCCCAUCACCCGGGUAUGCCCGGUGCAGUGCUCACGCCUCCAUCGUCACCGUUGCUCGAGCUCUACAGCACGGAGGACAACAGACCGAAGCGGGGACGGCGCGCGUGGGCUCGGAGACGCGCCGCCACGCACAGCUGCGAGUUUGCGGGCUGCGGGAAAACCUACACGAAGAGCUCGCACCUGAAGGCGCACAUGCGGACACACACUGGUGAAAAGCCAUACCACUGUACCUGGGAGGGAUGCGGCUGGAAGUUCGCCCGCUCCGACGAGCUUACCCGCCACUACAGGAAACACACGGGACACAGACCCUUCCAGUGCCAUCUCUGUGAGAGGGCAUUCUCCCGCUCUGACCACCUGGCCCUGCACAUGAAGAGACACAUGUGAAAAUAUGCCUUAUUUUAAAGGCCAUUUUUAAAAUUAGAUUUGAGAAGUCGUCCAAGGAGAAAAAGCUUGUUUAUAAAUAUUUUCCCCCUUACCUCACAUCAAUAUUUAACUAGUUUUGCACUGGAGAUGAUAAUGUACCUAACAAAUAAUGGAAGCUCAUGACCACUAAUUGGUAUCACCAAAAACUUAUGUAAAUUAGUUUUUUCUUCAUGAACUACUCCUUUAAUGCUAUGCCUGUGUUUGGACAGCAGGGUUGUAAAUAUGACGAGGAUUGUGUCAACUUUAAAUUAUAGCAGUAUUUAAGAAGAAGAAGGAGAGACAUUUGUUGAAAAUAAGAGAUAUAAGUUAUUUAGUGCAAACAUUGAAGACAGCUUUGUAAAGAAACAGGGCAGGACCCAUAUUUUUGUAUAUAUUGCUUUUUGUCUUAAUGCUUUCAGGCUGAGACAGGGGAAUUUGUAAUUUGGGGUUUUUCCUAGAAUUCAGGAUUUUCUUACACCCCUUUUUGUACAUUGAGCUGUUAGAACUGUUCAUAUAAAAUUCAGUGUGAACUCAAGGACUUUCAUAUCAGGUACUCAAGCAUUGUUUUUUUUUUUCAUUUUGUUUUUUUAUCCAAGUGAUAUGUAUGUGCAAAUAUUUUAAACCUUUGUAUACUACAUACUUGAAUAUGGUGUUUUUUUAAUGUAUAUAACCCCUGACAAAGUUUUAAAAUACAAAAAGCUGAAAUAUAAA